AUGCUACGGCCCUUCGUCGCCCCUGCUGCAUCCCGUGGGCUCUGCCUUGGCUUGCGACUCCGCUGCCUUUCGAUUCUUGGAGGCCGGGCCUUCAGCGAAAGCAGGGAGGAGGUGAGGGAGCUGGAUCCCCAUGGGCCCAAGGGUACUCCCAAGGGCCUCACAGAAUCGACUAGCGCCAUUACAUCCUUCACUGGGGGCUUGCCAGCGAGCCGCGACUUUGAUUUGCGGCAAUCCUUCAGAAAGUUUCCUUUACACCGAGAUGUACAGCUUGGAUUGAUGAAGAUGGGAGUGUCUGUUCCAACGCGUGUACAGGAUCUGACGAUGCCAAUGCUGAUGGAAGGUGUGUCGACAUUCAUUCUGGCACAGACCGGCACGGGCAAAACUUUGGCCUACGUGUUGCCACUUGUGCAUAAGCUGCUCUCCACGAACGCGGAAGGUUUCUUCCCAAAGAGCCGAAAGCCGAGAGCCAUCAUCGUGCAGCCAACUCGUGAACUGGCUCUGCAGACCAUCAAGGUGGUCCGGAACUUCCCAGUGAGGUCUGUGGUGUGUGCUCCCAGUUGCUCCUUCGUCAAGGAGACCCAGGCGCUUUUUGCGGGAGUUGAUGUGGUGGUGACAACGCCAUUUCGCUUAAUUCUUCACCUCGGGAAAGCUGACAUGGUCUUGAACGAGGUCCGGCAUGUGGUGUUCGAUGAGGCAGACACGCUGUGCGACACCUUCUAUGAGAAGGACACAAGCAAGCUGCUGAAAGGACUAGAGGAGGACUGUCCAACAAAGCCGCAGGUGAUCAUUGUCGGUGCAACUCGCACUGGAGCCGUGUCUGCUUUCCUGCGCAAGCACAUGAACAAUACCCAGGUCAUGCCUGUGGUUACCACAGAUGCCCACGUGCCACCACCACACCUGGAGCAGGUGUUCGUCCCCACCCGCGGCAAGCGCUUGCUGUCAGUAUUGUGGGACGUUCUUGGAGAGGUUCCAACUGUCGGGAAGAAGACGCUGAUCUUCACCAAUCGUGCACCGACGUGCAAGGCCGUACACAAAAGCCUCCUGGAACACGGCAUGAAUGCCGUUUGUUUGCACGGCAACGUUCACCCGGACAAGCGCAAGCAGGCUUGGGAUUCCUUUGCCGGCGGUGGCAAAGCUGAUGUCAUGGUGUGCACCAACCUGGCCUCAAGAGGGCUGGAUUUCAGCAACGUGCACCAUGUGGUGAUGUAUGACUUCCCGCUCAACAUGGCAGACUACCUGCAUCGGGUCGGGCGCACGGCCCGCGGAGGCCGUGCAGGAAGGGUGACUACCAUCACCCCCCGACGCUACUGGCCGUUCGUGUCCAAAAUACAGGAGGCGACAAAGCAAGGCAAGCCUAUUGAAGUCCGGAACAUGUCAAAGAAGGUGAAAAAGAUUCUUGCAAUCGAGAACUAUCAGAAAGUUCUGCAGUCGCGGGACGUCAAAAAAAGUGUCAAGCAGAAGCUCAAGCAGCGGCUGGGCCUCCCACCUGCCAGAAACAUCGGCUCCAAGGAGACCAAAGCUGCAAUGAAGAGGCUUGACCGACGAAUGAAAGCAAUUAAGCACGUUCGCUACCUGUGGAAGCGUGGCAUUCUAAAACGGGGCCACAAGAUUCCACAGAUGCCUGACAAGCAGGUCGAGGCUUCUGAGACGCAAACUGUGUCGACGCUUGUGCGAGCACGUGAUGGCCUGCUCCAGGUUGUACCGAACCGACGCCGUCAAAAUAGAGGCGCAGAUCGACCGGAGAACGCUCCUCUGCAGCCUGUGCGCUUAAACUCCAAUGAAGCACCAGCUGCUUCGAACCGGCGCCGGCGGCACUGCCGUCCACACACAUCGCUGAAAGUUGCAAGACGCGAUCUUCUUGGCGCUGGAAUCACAUGGGUAGGCGGCGCCGAGCGUGCAUUGGCUCGCUCAACUACAGCUCCAGAGAUUGUGAAACGUCUUUGGGCCGGCGGUCUGAGCAGUGGAGAGGACUUAGAUGCUUGGGUGGCCGCAUUCGCUGCAGAUUGUGUUUAUGAAGACUUGUAUUAUGCACAGCCCGCAACCGGUCGGCAGGAGCUGAGAAGAUUGCUACAAGAGAAGUUGCUGCCGAAGGGAGCUCGCAUGAUCCUGGACCACGUGUCCGAUGGAAGAUCCUCAUGUGGCUUCACAUGGCAUAUCCAGCAAGAGGGGGUCGGAACAGGCCAGCGAGGCCUCUGCUUUCUCCGCUUAAACUCAAGCGGCGAGGUUGCUUAUGUGCGUGAGCUUGGCGAGCCGCUUUUCAAGGCCGGCGUGCUGACAGAGCAGUUGCUGCAGGCGCUCACAAAAGACCAGCCCAAGAAACUUCGAGCAGCGAGCUCCACCACGCAGACACCCACCACAGCUCCAGGCAUCGUGAAGUACUUGUACGGCGAUGUUCAAGAGAGCGGCGGCGAUGCUGUUCGAUUCUACGCGGAUGAUGUCGUCUACGAAGACAUGAACUACGACACGCCAUUUGUUGGGAAGACUGCUGUUGAGGGCUUUUUGAAUCGAUUCCAAGACAUCGAAGGCGUCACCUUUGUACUUGAAGAAGUGUCAGAUGGAGAGAAGGCUGUGGGCUUCACUUAUCACAUAGAUGUGGCAGGGCAGCCGCGGGGCAUCCGUGGUGUAACCUUCUACGAAAUCGAUGACCAGGGCAAGGUUAAGUAUGUGCGGGAUGUUCCGGAAUCGGCCACCAAGCCACCUCCAGUGCAGCAGGUGCCAUUGCAAAUGGAAGCCGUUUGA
Symbiodinium necroappetens is the source of this 2739-nucleotide messenger RNA. The record is from the annotation of a GenBank genome assembly. NCBI's taxonomy places the organism in Eukaryota, Dinophyceae, Suessiales, Symbiodiniaceae.